Molecule: messenger RNA, 2269 nt
Organism: Pseudogymnoascus verrucosus
Lineage: Eukaryota; Fungi; Ascomycota; Leotiomycetes; Thelebolales; Thelebolaceae
Exons: 2
Coding region: 500-2164 (554 amino acids)
Biological process (GO): transmembrane transport
Cellular component (GO): membrane
Molecular function (GO): myo-inositol:proton symporter activity
Source: RefSeq, a predicted model, not a curated record
AGUGAUUGGAGAUUGGGACAAGGUGGAUUAUCAUAUUUGUACCUACAACAAUUAUUCCCACUAAUGAUGCGCAUGGUGGAUAGCCUCUAUUUUGUCUCUAUUUGCUCAGUCAAAGUCGUGAUCCACCUGCAGCUCAUGAAAAACAGUAUGGAGCCACACGGCGAUUAGACCUUUGGAUCGGAAAACCACUGAGAAACAAUGAGUAUCCACAACGAUGAUGUCGAUUUGCUCAACGAGCACAACGAACACCCCGCGGGGCUCCUCCUUGAGGGAUAUGAGGAGAGCGCCAACACCCCCGCGGGGCUCCUUUUUGAGGGUUAUGAGGAGAAUACCAAUGCCCCGCGAAAAUGUCUCCACAUAUCCCCUCGUUCUCCUGCGUGGGGAAUGGAGAAGGCCCGAAUUUUCAUCAGGUGGAUUUUGUAUAUGAGGUCUCACCUCCCCAGCAUUUGUCACAAGAGCAAGCAAUUUUCACCGCCGGUCUCAAAGAAACAGCUUCAUCAUGGCGUCAAUCCCAGAGAAGGAUCCCCACUGGAUGGCUCCCGAGUUCACCAAGCCGGGACAAGAUUUUGAGCACGACGACCACGUCAACCUGCACGAAGAUGUCGACACCCUCAUCGCGCAGAUGGAGACGGAGAUCGAAGCCGCAGGUCCGCAAAAGGACAUGUUCGCAAUCAACUUCAAGGACCCCAAGCACUUCACCUACUUCCUCGUCGUCUUCGCCUCCAUGGGCGGUCUCCUCUCCGGCCUCGAUCAAUCCCUCAUCUCGGGCGCAAACCUGUAUCUCCCCAAGGACCUCGGGCUCGAUUCCAAGCAGUCGAGUUUGGUCAACGCCGGUAUGCCGCUUGGAGCUGUCAUCGGAGCGUUCUUGAUUUCGCCUUGUAACGAGUACCUCGGGCGUAGGAUAUCGAUUCUCAUCGCUUGUGUGCUGUAUACGGUUGGUGCUGCGCUGUGCGCCGGCGCGAUCGACUUCCCCAUGCUGGUUGUGGCGCGUUUGAUUCUCGGGUCUGGUGUUGGACUUGAGGGCGGAACUGUACCUGUUUAUGUUGCUGAGACUGUUGAGAGGAGGUUGCGUGGUAACCUCGUCUCCCUGUACCAACUUAUGAUUGCACUUGGUGAAGUCCUCGGAUACGCUGUUGGUGCGAUCUUCUUGGGACUCCCAGGGAACUGGCGCUACAUUCUCGGAUCCUCCGUCGUCUUCUCUACAAUCAUGGGAAUUGGCACGCUCUACGUCCCCGAAUCCCCCCGCUGGCUCAUGCACAAAGGCGACUACCUCAACGCCUUCCGGGUGUGGAAACGCAUCCGCGGCACCGCAACGCGCGAAUCCCGCGAGGAAUUCUACGAGAUGAAGUCCUCCCUCGAAUUCGAAGUCCUCCAAGUGCAAGAAGGCCGCACCAAGCGCUUCCCCUGGAUGGACCUCUUCACCAACCCACGCGCGCGUCGCGCUCUCGUCUACGCGAACAUGAUGAUCUUCCUGGGGCAGUUCACGGGGAUCAACGCGGUUAUGUAUUUCAUGUCCGUCCUCAUGGGGUCGAUUGGAUUCGAUGAUACGCAGGCGAAUUAUAUGUCUCUGGUUGGAGGGGGGGCGCUGCUGCUGGGGACUAUUCCGGCGGUGUUUUAUAUGGAGCUUUGUGGACGCAGGUUUUGGGCGCUUGCUAUGUUGCCUGGUUUCUUCACGGGGCUCAUUCUCGUGGGUGUUAGCUAUAACUUCGACCCUGCCGUUGAUACGGUUCUGGUGCAAGGCCUGUAUCUGACGGGUCUGGUCAUCUACAUGGCCUUCUUCGGCUGCUACGCCACUCUAACCUGGGUCGUUCCCUCGGAAGUCUACCCCACCUACCUACGCUCCUACGGCAUGACCGUGUCCAGCGCGUGGAUGUUCCUGUCCAGCUUCAUCGUGACCUACAACUUCACUGGCAUGUUCCAGGCCUUCACGGGCAUCGGGCUGUGUCUGGGGUUCUACGGGGGUAUCGCGGUGGUGGGGUGGUUUUACCAGUUGUUGUUCAUGCCGGAGACGAAGAAUAAGACGCUCGAGGAGAUUGAUCUUAUUUUCGAGAGGCCGACGAUGGUUAUUGUGAAGGAGAAUAUUAAGAAUAGUCGCGCGACGUGUAAGGAUCUCUUGAGGGGGAGGUUUAGGAAGGUGGCGACGGAGACGCAGAGGGUUGUUUAGUUGUGUUGAGCUGUUGUUUGUGGCGUCGGGGGCGGUGUUUGAGUAACCAUCCUCAUCCGGAACCAAAAAUAAAUAUCGAUGAUAAAAUCGAUAAAAAUCACAAAA